Messenger RNA from Colletotrichum truncatum, 492 nucleotides. RefSeq names its product nmrA-like family protein. NCBI's taxonomy places the organism in Eukaryota, Fungi, Ascomycota, Sordariomycetes, Glomerellales, Glomerellaceae. The record is from RefSeq and is a predicted model, not a curated record.
AUGCACUCCAACAAACCGGGGCCGCUCUCUGAAAUGGGGCUUCGACUCGGGCUGUUCGGGUUCAAUCUAGGAACCAGGGAGGCAUUGAUCUGGGAUGAAGGCAACGUCCGCUUUUCGAUGACAAGCGUCAAGGGCCUAGGUGAUGCCGUGGUAGGGGUUUUGCGCAAUCCCGAGGCCACGGCAGACAAGUACCUUUUGGCGUCUUCGUUGACUGUGUCUCAAAACGAGAUCUUGGAUGCCUUGGAAAAGGUGACCGAGUCCAAAUGGACCGUGAAGCGCACUACAACGAGCGAGCAGUUGGAAAAGGGCAGGAGUUUGCUUGCUGCUGGUGAUCCAACCGGAGCUUUUGCUCUAAUUUCGGCGGGGUAUUGGGGUAAUGUGCCUGGGAUUGAACAUGCCUAUGACGGAGAGGGAACCUCGUCAAGCGAACUGCUCGGUGUAGCCCCAGAGUCUAUCGAGGAAACAAUUAACAAGGCUCUCGGCAAUAGCUAG